Messenger RNA from Cotesia congregata, 534 nucleotides. The record is from the annotation of a GenBank genome assembly. Lineage: Eukaryota; Metazoa; Arthropoda; Insecta; Hymenoptera; Braconidae.
UGUCCCCUGGAAGAACCGUCGAAUCAUCAAUGGGCUUAUCACCUGCAGCGGCAGCCACCUGUUCGGGAUUCCUCCAAAAGACACACCUAUGUCACACGAUAUGGAACUGAAGAAAAUAUCUAUGAAGAAAUUUCAGAGAUCAGCAAGCAAUGCCGAUAUGGACUCAGUGACUCGCAUCGUUCGUUGGUCGCCGAGGAAGUUCGUAGAGUUCAGUCACGUCACCGUCGAGUCCUCGGCGAGCUGAAUCUUAGUGUAGAGGCGAUGCUAAUGCCCAGCACGGCUGAGGAUAAUGAGAACGAGGAUGAUAAUAAUGUUGCCAACGAAAAUGAGGAGGUCGAGAAAGGGCGGUAUGGAAACAGUAAUAUCGACAGUGCCAAGAGAAUCGCUUCUUCGAGUUUUUUGUCAUGUCAGGGUCCGCGUCACGAGGAUUCAAUACCCUCGGCGCAUCAUUUUGUUGGCUGUGACCUAGACAGCGGGUUCAGUGGGAGCUCCAGUGCUAGCUACAGGUAUAUUUUCACCAAGAAAAUAGCUUAA